UCCGCUUUAUUAGAAAAUAUCACUGAUCACUAGAUAUGAACUCGUAUUGGAAAUGGUUUUAUUUUUGUACGGUUGUUGUACUUUCAACAGAAGCAUGUAAUCGCAAACCACAAGGUGCUAACGGGGAACGAACGCCGGCGGAUGAUAGAUUCCAAAUACUAAUCGAUGGUAAUCCCACAACUUAUAUACCAGGUCAACAAUAUAAUGUUUCCAUAUCAGCUGCGGGAAAACACAAAUUCACAAGUUUCACUUUAGUUGUGGAGAGUGAAAGUUUAAACAGUGAUAUGUUUGGACAUUUUGAAAUUGUUGACUCAGCAGACACGAAAUUUAGUAUGGGUUGCCAAAAUUUGGUUGAGAAUACAAAUUCAAAUGCAAAAUCACAUAUCGUAGUAGCAUGGAUUGCACCUACCAAUCCAAACAGUAGCUGUGUACUAAUCAAAGCAGGUGUAUUACAGCAUCGAAAUGUUUGGUUUGUGGAUGAUGGUUUUUUAACGAAACGCAUUUGUCCUGAAGAAAUUGAUGAAGUCAAUAGUCAAACACCACCGGUAAAUCCUUGUUGUGCUUGUGAUGAAGCUAGAUAUGAAAUAAUUAUUGAACGUAAAUGGACACGAAACACACACGCUAAAGAUUUUCCUGCCGAAACAUGGCGUACACGUUUUAGUACAGUUAUUGGUGCAUCACACACAUUUGAAUAUCGAUUUUGGGAGUAUGGCACUAGAGCUACUCCAGGACUUCGGGAAUUGGCAGAACAUGGUGCAACGCAGGCUCUCGAAGACGAAAUUAAAGAAAAUAUAAGCAAUGAAAAUAUACGUACCAUUAUUAAAGCUCCCGGUAUUAACUAUCACGUAAAUAUCGUAGGCACGACUAUAGCUAAUGUGCGUAUGGAUGCGAAACAUCAUUUGAUAUCAUUGGUAACUAAAAUUAUACCAUCGCCGGAUUGGAUUUUGGGUAUUUCGGGUUUAGAAUUAUGUUUAAUAAAUUGUACUUGGGUUGAGCGUAAAACACUUAACUUAUAUCCGUGGGAUAUAGGCACUGAUGCUGGACCUUCAUACAUGUCUCCUGAUCAACCUCAAGUACCAGCUGAUGUUACGCGACGUAUAACUUCAACUUUUCCAAGUGAUGAACGAUCUCCUUUUUAUGAUGAUUUGGGAAUUCCAAUGAAACCUUUAGCUACGUUACAUGUCAUAAGAAAGCGCAUUUAUGAACGAAAUUGUGAUACAGAAGAAGACACAAGUUUAGAAUGUGUUACACAUCCAUGGAAUAAUUGGAGUAAUUGCAGUUCCAGAUGUGGUAGUGGCACACAAAAUCGUACCAGAUUUUAUAAAGACCAUAGAUUAGCAGAACGUUUUAAUUGCAAUGUUGAACUCAACCAAACACAAGACUGCGUUGGAGAGCAGUGUGGUGACGUUACUGACGACCAGUUUACGGAAGACUCAAAUGCUGAAUGCGAGCUAACUUCAUGGAGUUAUUGGUCGGGUUGCUCAAAAAGUUGCGGAAAAGGAAUUUCAACGCGAACAAGAGAUUACAUAAAUUCCUUCGCCAGAGAGAAAUGUCAAAAUAACAGUCCGGUAAAACUGAAACAAGUUAGGGAUUGUGAAGAGAACUUAUGCGGUGGCAGCUUAACAGCUAAAACCCAAAGCAAUAUGAAUUCUAACAUUGAUGAAUAUGAUUCCACAGAAGACAAUUCUUAUGGAGAAAAAUAUAAUCGGUUUUCGAAAAACAAACAAACUAGCAAUAUAAAUACUGGCUAUGACAGAAAGACAACAAACCGUGGUAGAGCUUAUGAACGCAACCGAUUAGAAAAUGAUCGUGUAAAAGAGGACUUUGCUGAAAAAGAGAAUACAUAUGAAAAUGAUCGCCUUGUUGGAAAUGUUGAAAGACCAAAUUUAUUUAAUCGUGAACCUUACAGUGAAAAUCAAAAUGAAAAUACGAAUAAGAUGUAUAAUCGCAAAUAUUUUGAUGAGAUAGAACAGAAUAAAAAGAAUAGAUAUGAAAAUUAUAAUGUUCCCAGAUACAAUAAUCAACCAUACCAAAACGUUGUACAAAAUCGAAAUCAACAAAAUCGUAACAAUGAAGACAACUUUGACAACGAGCGUAAACAUGGAAUAGAUCGGACAGUAAGUGGAUCGGACGUAAAUGAAUACAUGGUUGUGCAAGAAUACUGCUUGGAAAAACCAACACCUUAUUGCAAAGAGUGUAAAAAAAGUAAAGUAAUCGUAAGUAACUAUUGGUUCUAUGAUGCUGAAGAUCGUCAAUGCAAACUUUUCACUGCUGAUAAUUGUGAUGAGAACAAAAAUAAAUUUCGUACUUUAGAAUCUUGCGAGGCAACAUGUAAUACGCCGAUAGAAAAUUUCGAGGAAUCGCAACAAGAAGAACAAAACAGUAACAGUUGGAACUCUAAUGGUAGGCAGUGGUAAACAGUCAAUAUGUGUAUUGUUUUAAUAAUACAAUCGACAUUCACAAAAUUAGCUUAUAUAUGUAAGAUGUAAUUCAUAAAGAUUUGUUCAAAAUAUAUUACA
Messenger RNA from Teleopsis dalmanni, 2519 nucleotides. RefSeq names its product spondin-1. Lineage: Eukaryota; Metazoa; Arthropoda; Insecta; Diptera; Diopsidae. The transcript has 7 exons. Gene Ontology annotation, molecular function: serine-type endopeptidase inhibitor activity. The record is from RefSeq and is a predicted model, not a curated record. Gene Ontology annotation, cellular component: extracellular matrix. The coding region runs from base 36 to 2417 and encodes 793 amino acids. Gene Ontology annotation, biological process: cell adhesion; signal transduction.